AGGCAGACUGACAGUAUGGCGGCGGGUUGCAGCUGGAAGGAUGCUACUGUCGCCCGUGAUGUGUCUAUCGCCGGCAGGACGUAAAUGGACUAUUGACGGCAAAAAGAGAAGAGGAUUCAGCUAUAAAGGCCUGUCGCCGUGAGCUCCAAAGAUGGCCAGGCUCGCCGACUACUUUUUAGUGGUCGGUUACGACCUCGACAAGCGAGUGGAGGGUGAAGGUCAAGGUCGCAUUCUCCAGCGGUUUCCUGAGAAAGACUGGGAGGACAGCCCGUUCCCACAAGGCAUAGAGCUGUUUUGUCAGCCCAGCGGUUGGCAGCUGGUUCCUAAACGGCAGCCUACCUCCUUCUUUGUAGCGGUUUUGACUGACAUCGACUCGGAACGUCACUACUGUGCCUGCUUCACCUUCUGGGAGGGCCUGGACAACCCGCAGCUGCAGAAGGCUGAGGCCAGUGAGGUGGACGAGGAGCCGGCCGUCGUCCAAUCAGCUCAGGUCUUUGCCCCCAAGAGCCUGGUGCUGGUGUCCCGACUGGACUACACCGAGGUGUUCAGGAACUGUCUGGGUCUGAUCUACACCGUCCAUGUAGAUGGCCUGUCUGUCCCACUGGAAACGGUGAUUGGAAAUCUCCUCACUUGUGUCAUCCCCAUCGCUGGAGGCUCCCAGAUAAAUGAGUCCCCAGUUUGUAGUUUAGACAAGGUUCCUCAGGCCCUGGCCUGUGACUGGCUGCUGGCCUGUCUCCAGCCUGGCCAGGAGGAGAGAGAGGAGAGUUUGAGGACUAUAACGUUAGGUGCUGGCGACCGGCAAGUUAUCCAGACUCCCAUCGAUGACUCGCUUCCUGUCAGUGGCAGCAGCGUGGCCCAGCUCUUCAGACAACUUGGUAUAGUCAACGUGUUGUAUCUGUUCUGUGCCGCCCUGACGGAACAUAAGAUCCUGUUCCUGUCCAGCAGCUACCAGAGACUAACAGACGCCUGCCGGGGAUUGCUGGCCAUCAUGUUCCCCCUCAAAUACAGCUUCACGUACGUUCCCAUCCUGCCGGGGAAACUACUAGAGGUCCUGAGCACUCCCACCCCCUUCAUCAUCGGUGUCAAUUCAUUCUUUCGCUCGGAGACACAGGAAUUGUUGGAUGUGAUCAUCGCUGACCUGGACGGUGGCACAGUGACCAUCCCCGAGUGUGUUCACAUCUCCCUGCUGCCUGAACCACUCCUCCAGCAGACCCAGACUGUGCUCUCCAUGAUUUUGGAUCCAGAGCUUGAAGUAGCUGAUCAUGCCUUUUCCCCACUCUCCACGCAAGCCUCCGCACCAAAGAUCCAGGAUAAGGAGAUCCGCGGAGUCUUCCUGUGGCUGUUCGCCCGGCUCUUCCAGGGCUAUCGCUGGUGUUUACACAUCAUCCGCAUUCAUCCAGAACCAGUGAUCCGCUUCCAUAAGGCUGCCUUCCUGGGUCAGAGGGCGCUGACAGAGGACGACUUCCUCAUGAAGGUGUUGGAUGGCAUGGCGUUUGCAGGCUUCGUGUCAGAGAGAGGGCCUCCUUACAGAGCCACUGACCUGUUUGAUGAACUGGUAGCCAAUCAGGUGGAGCGGAUACGACAAGAGGAAGCCUGUCCACACAAAGUCAUGAACCACGUCAAGGAGCUGGCUGAGCAGCUCUUCAAAAAUGAGAAUCCUUACCCCGCCGUGGCAAUGCACAAAGUCCAGCGACCGUCAGAAAACAGCCAAAGCACUGCACAGAAUCAGACGCCCUUCCCUGCGCUGGAUGACGUUGCAGUGCAGCUCUUCAUCGACCACGCUGCCGCCAAGCUCAAGACUGCGCCUCCCGUGGUCAAGGCGGAGCUCAAGGGCAUGGUGCCAUCUGGGCCCCCACUGGGAGACAUCGUGGACAGGAAUGGCAACGUGAUGGCUAACAGUGCCCGCAGGCUGGAGGUGGUCAGGAACUGCAUCACAUACAUCUUUGAGAAUAAGAUGCUGGAGGCCAAGAAGUUAAUGCCAGCUGUACUGCGGGCUUUGAAGGGUCGGGCAGCCCGGGUUUGUUUGACCCAGGAGCUCAAUCAGCACGUCCUACAGAACCGAGCUGUGCUGGAUGACCAGCAGUUUGACUACAUUGUCCGAAUGAUGAACUGCACCUUACAGGACUGCUCGCAUAUAGAUGAACACGGUAUUGCAGCUGCCCUCCUUCCACUGGUCACAGCCUUCUGCCGAAAACUGGGCGCAGGCAUCACUCAGUUUGCCUACAGCUGCGUACAGGAGCACAUGGUGUGGACCACCAUGCAGUUCUGGGAGGCCAUGUUCUACAGCGACGUCCAGAACCACAUCAGAGCUCUAUACCUAGAGACAGAAGAGGGAGAGCAGCAGAACAGCUCUGAGCAGCAGGACGGGUCAGGCAGUGGGAGGGAAAUCAGCGCCCUGGAGCUGGCAUCAGAGCAGAACCGGCUUUGGGUGACGCUCAGCAAGGAAAUGCAGGCGGAGCGCGUGCAGAAGGAGGAGAGCACGGUGUUCAGCCAGGCCAUCCACUACGCCAACAGGAUGAGCUAUCUGCUGCUGCCGCUGGACACCAGCAAGAACCGCCUGCUGAGGAGCACUGGCCUUGGAGACGUGGAGAGCGUCAGCAACAGCUACGUCACAAACAGUAUUGCAGGCAGCAUGGCGGAGAGCUACGACACAGAGAGCGGCUUCGAGGAUGCUGAGAGCUCGGAUGUGGCUAACUCUGUGGUGCGCUUUAUUAACCGCUUCGUAGACAAAGUGUGUAAUGAGAGCGGCGUGACCAACGAGCACCUUAAGGCUCUCCACACCAUGAUACCAGAUAUUGUUCAGAUGCACAUUGAGACGUUAGAUGCAGUCCACAGGGAGAGUAAGAGACUGCCUCCGAUCCAAAAGCCCAAGCUGCUGAGGCCGACGCUGUUGCCUGGUGAGGAGCUGGUGAUGGAGGGCAUGCGGGUCCACCUGAUCCCUGACGGCCGCGAGGAGGCCACAGGGCUGAUGGGAGGUCCGCCUCUGCUCCCUGCCGAGGGCGCCAUCUUCCUCACCAACUACCGGCUCAUCUUCAAGGGCACGCCCAACGACCCACUGGUGGGUGAGCAGGUGGUGACUCGCUCGUUCCCCAUCGCCUCUCUGACCAAGGAGAAGAGAAUCUCAGUCACUUUACCCAUGGACCAGUUUGUCCAGGAAGGGCUACAGCUACGGUCCUGCACCUUCCAGCUGAUAAAGAUUGCGUUUGACGAGGAGGUCGCAUCAGACCUGGCUGAGGUUUUCAGGAAGCACAUGCACAAGCUGCGCUAUCCUCAGCACGUCCAGGGCACCUUCGCCUUCACUGUGGGUCAGUGUGGGAAGAUGGUGGUGGAGCACAAGACCAAGGACAAGAACCAGUCGCUCAAGACACUUUCCAAAAAUCUGGUGAAGAGCGCCAAGAGGACCAUCGGCCGGCAGUAUGUGACCAGGAAGAAAUAUUCUCCCCCCACCUGGGAGAACAGGAGCAGCUUCCAGUCAGAGCUAGAUGAGGAUGAAAUCUCAGUUUCAGAGGAAGUGGACCAGAGCUCCCUUACCCUGUCCUCCACCAUCCGCUCAUCUGACAGACAGACCAUGAGUAACGUUGUGGAGCGUGCCUGUUGUCGUGACUACCAGCGCCUAGGUCUGGGCACGCUCAGUAACAGCCUGACACGUUCUAAAAACGAGCCUUUCAGGAUUUCGACUGUCAACCGCAUGUACACUGUCUGCAGGAGCUAUCCCGGCCUGCUGAUUGUGCCUCAGAGCAUCCCAGACACGACCAUCCACAGAAUCUGCCGCUGCUACCGGCAGAAUCGCUUCCCUGUGGUUUGCUGGAGGAAUUCACGAACCAAGGCCGUCCUGCUGAGGUCUGCGGGCCUCCACGCAAAGGGGGUGGUGGGCUUCUUCAAGUCCCCUAACGCCCCUGCUUCAGUGCCCUCCCAGGCAGACUCCACCAGUCUGGAGCAGGAGAAAUACCUGCAGGCCAUCAUCAGCUCCAUGCCUUCUUACAGUGAGAGCAGCGGCAGGAACACGCUCAGUGGCUUCACCUCCACACAUAUGAGCACCUCCGACUCCUCAGAUAAGCUGAGGCAGCCCAAGAUCGGCGCACUGAUGAAGCAGGUGAUGGGUACCAAGGAGGAUGUUCCUGGAACCUUCAGCAGAGGAGCUCUGGGUCAAAGGGCGAAAGUCAUCUCCCUCUCUCAGCCCAAAGUGUCUGGCAAGGCCAGGAACCCUACUAGAGGUAAAUGGGGCAGUAUCCGGGGCAGCGGGCGUCUAAGUGCCUACAACCCAGACGUGGGGACGCGUCUGGCAGGGAAAGAGUCUCCGCAGCCCAACGGGGGGCUGAGCGAGGCGCUGUUCCUCCGCCAGCAGAAGGCCUACCUCUACAUCAUCGGAGACAAGGCCCAGCUCAAAGGAGGGAAGCAGGACUCGUUCCAGCAGUGGGAGGUGGUUCCCAUCGAGGUGUGUGACGUGCGGCAAGUGAAGAACAGUUUCAAGAAGCUGAUGAAGGCCUGCGUGCCGAGCUCCCCGACCUCUGACCACAACAUGACCUUCCUGCGCUGCCUCGAGGAGUCCGAGUGGAUGGCUCUGCUACACAGGGUGCUGCAGGUGUCUGUCCUGGUGGUGGAGCUUCUGGAUACGGGCUCGUCGGUCAUGGUCAGCCUGGAGGACGGCUGGGACGUCACCACUCAGGUGGUGUCCCUGGUGCAGCUGCUGUCCGAUCCGUACUACCGAACCUUUGACGGCUUCCGGCUGCUGGUGGAGAAGGAGUGGCUGUCGUUUGGCCACAGAUUCAGCCACCGCGGAGCACAGACGCUGGGCAGCCAGAGCAGCGGCUUCACCCCCGUCUUCCUGCAGUUCCUCGACUGUGUACACCAGAUCCACCUCCAGUUCCCCAUGGAGUUUGAGUUCAGUCAGUACUACCUGAAGUUCUUGGCCUACCACUACGUGUCCAACCGCUUCCGCACCUUCCUGCUCGACUCUGACUACGAACGCAUAGAGCUGGGAGUGCUGUAUGAGGAGAAAGGCGAGAGGAAAAGUCCUCAGGUGUGCAAGUCUGUGUGGGACUACAUUGACAGACUCAACAAGAAAACACCCAUCUUCUACAACUACAUGUUCUCUCCCGAAGACGAGGAGGUGCUGCGGCCAUACACCUUCAUCUCCAACCUGAAGGUAUGGGAGUUCUACAUGGAGGAGACUCUGUCAGAGGGGCCCUCCUACGACUGGGAGCUGAGGGGCCGCCAGGAGCGCGUGGCGGAGGAGACGCCAGAGAAACCCGACACGAGCGGCCCUAAAUCGCAGCGAUGCAUUGUGUGGCCGUGCUACGACAGCCUGAGCAAGGUGGUGCCCGACGCCAUCACCAAGCUGCUGCAGGACCUGCAGAGUCUGGAGGCCGAGCUCGGACAGACGUCAGAGAAGUGGAAGGACACGUGGGACAAAAUCAAGACCACGCAGAGAUCUGAGGCCAAACUGGAAAGCAAGCCGUCGUUCUCCAGCUCCUUGCUGAUGUCGUCCAACCUGAGCCACCAGCGGCGUUCCCAGGGCGUCUACCUGCAGGAGAGCGGUGUGGGAUCCUCCAUCAACCUGGCUCUGGACUGUGAGGCCAGCGCCACCUCCACGCCUGUCGCAGGCCGGCCCAGCACCAGCACGCUCUACAGCCAGUUCCAGAGCACCGAGAGCGAGAACAGGAGUUUCGAAGGCAUCCUGUUUAAGAAAGGGGCAUUGUUGAAACCAUGGAAACCACGGUGGUUUGUGCUGGACAAGACCAAACACCAGCUGAGAUACUACGAGAGCAGGCAGGACAAGGAGUGUAAAGGGGUGAUCGAGCUGGCCGACGUGGAGUCUGUCAUUCCAGGAACGCCUGCCAUGGGAGCGCCGAAGAACAUUGAGGAGAAAGCCUUCUUUGAUCUCAAGACGACCAAACGAGUGUACAACUUCUGUGCCCAGGACAGCAUGAACGCACAGCUGUGGAUGGACAGUGUUCAGAGCUGCCUGUCAGACGCCUAGAGAGGAGGCAGGACUCUUUAAGGAGCAAUGCAACAAGGAACGAAUGAGCAGUAUUGUGGCACCUGACGGACAUCUCUGCCAACCAAUCCCAGCGGAAGGGGAAGGGGCCUUUCACCACUUAAGCUCUGUUCUGUUCGCUAGUGUUGAACUAACAACGUUGGGUCACAACGUUUCAGUGUUUUUGUUAUAAAAAUAAGAAAAAGAAAAAAACAUAAAUACCCCUGAAGAACCACUCGCUGUCUCGUCACCAAGUAGCUGCAGCCUCUCACUUCCCCGACAGUCUGACCACUAUGUGCGCUGGAUGUCUGUAUGCACAAAAACAAUGCAUAUUAAAGUACGCUGUUGCAUUUCUGUGAGGCAUCCUGCAGCUUAGACCAGCAUGAAGAUCUUUCCAGACCCUCCACCUGUAAACCACAACCCGCUCUCCCUCCUACUGACCCCACUCGCCCUUUAAGACGCUCCGGGGAGGAAUGACGGAGGAGCUGCAGUUGCCUUUCGGCCCAGCUACGUACAGGACUCGCUAGACUGCGACCGGAGAAGGACCUAAAUGAUGUGUGAGGUGUGUUGACGGACCAAAACGACCCUGAGGAACACACGUGCUGACAGCUAACGCCCUUCCUUCCGGUCCUCAGAGGUCUCCGCUCUCUUUGCCUCUCACUGCCUGAUGUAUACCCAUUCGCAGUAUAUUUAGAGGAAGUUGACUGUCGCUGCAGCUUCAAGGGGUGGGGGGGUGCUUUUCAACAGUUCAUGAAGGAUUUCCAUAUCGUUUUUUCUUUUCCAAAAUCUCAAAUUUGUACCAGAAAGAGAUCAAUGCUCAUCACCUGUCCUCAGCAGGUGGCGACGGUAUACUGUGAAAGCCAUGAAUCAGUCGUAGAGAUCAAACCAGGACAGAGUCGAAGAUUGGAGUCUGUCAGGUAUUGAGUGUGUCUGUGAACUUUCACUGAGCGUGUUUACAAAGUAGACAAAACUUUCCUCACUAAGCUAAACUCUGCUCUUCACCUGUGUUUUUAAUCAGUUACAACCACUAUUAACAUUCAGACUUUUAAGGGAUGCUGAAGGAAAAGGAGGGAUUUAUUUUGUAGUGAUGUGUUAAAACAAUCUAUAGAGGGAGAUCUGGAAGGUAGGAGAUUAAGAGGUGGGAUACUAAUGAGAACACAGUGACAUUAUGGGAUGCUUAGGAGAGACUACAGUUUUUAGAGAUGGACAUUGAAGUGUUGGAAACUGGAUGGUUGCUAAAGGAAAAUGUUGGUGUUUUUCAACCUAGGUCUUAUUCUCCUAAUUGUGUCCAUUAAGGCCCACUGUGACCCACGCUAAAUUUGCACUCACCACCUCUGUUGUUCGAGUCAGAAAAUGCAGCUCCAGCAAACAACAGAGUUAUAUACAGUUUACAAUUUAAAUACAGAAAUCGUUUCCCAAGUCCGACUGAAAGGGGAAACAGAAAUUAGCCCUCUAGAUUAGCUACUGUAGCUAACUGCAAGCUACUUUGGUAAACCAGGGCAACCAGCUGGCUUGCAAAACUGGCUGUAUGGUUAGCCAACUAGCAUACUACCUAAUGAUCUGCAGAAAUACUAUAACAUUUAUUUGUUAUCGUUACAUAUACAGCAAGAUUCUACAAAAAUGCUUAGAUGGAAUUUCCUUAUAAGACAACAGACCUCUCGUUUACUUCUCUAGCGUGUACACACGCUACAUCGACAGCAACAACCUGGUGUGUGCAAACGAACAGGCAGCUGUUUGGUUAGCGGCUGGUUGCCCUGGAAGUACAUCCCUGUGCAGUUAGCCACAAAAGCUAAUCCAGGGCGCUCCGUUCUGUUUUUACUUGAAAUGAUUUAUGUAAAAUUGAAGUUCAUUUGGAAAGCUGUAGGAGGCUCACACCGCUCACCCUGAUGUAUCAAUGCUGUCUUGGAAAAACCAUCUCCGAAACAUCAGCUUUUCAACUCUAAGAAAAACAACCUUUAAAAUGUUUUAUUUUGUUUAAUAUGUAGGAGAAUUUUGUCAACCCAUAAAGGAACACGUAAUCUUACAUUUUUUCUUAAAAAUUCAAAAUAACACAUUUUUGAAAUACAUGGUUUUUCUUUGAACAGCAAUGAUAUGUUUUGCUGUAGUCGUGUUUCUCAAAUUGUUACAAACGAAGGUGGCGAGUGCAAAUUUAGUAUGUCAGGAUAGCCACAGUUAUGGAAAGAAGAGGUUGAAAAAUGCCUGAAUUUUCCUUUCAUGAUGCUGCGGCAGGGAAAGUCACCCCAACGUGUGAGUGCUGGUCCCAUAUAUACACGGUCCCAUCACAUUCACUUGUACUCAGUGUUUCGGAUAUGAAUCUGAUGCUGUUCAGACUCACUGUACCUGUUUCAGAUGCACCAACGGUCCACAUGUGUGCCGGUGUUUAAGUUUAGCGCCCGUUACCUUCAGUGCUGAAGCGUGUACACAGACGAGUCUACAUCUGUUAGAGUUCUAGAGAAACAGUAGGUGUAGCUGGAAGGUUUCAGACAUCAAGUCACGUUUUUUAAUGUCAAAGCUUUGACAGACUGCCCCCCACCCCCACCUCGAUUCACCCCUGUCCUCCACACACAGACCACUCUGACCCACACCUGUUAACACAAACCCUGCUAUGUAAAAUACAGUUCUACUGCUGUCUCUGUUGAACAUAAAAUUUGAAAUUGUAGAUUUUUUUUUUGUGUCUAAUAACUCCUUUGUAUAUACUACUCCAGAUUUGUAUGUAACGUUUAUGGUAGUAAUUUAUUUAACUUGUCUCCUCAGUAAGAAAGUUCCUCAAGCACCACUUUAUUUUUAAAUUAGGAAUUCAAUGUGCCAUUUGUUUAUUUCUGUAUUAAUGUGACUAAUGCUUUUGUUUUUUGGAAAAUGUAAACCCUCAAUGUCUUUUUUUUUUUUGUUGGUAAACAUGUUGUCCUUACGCAAUGCCAACCGUUAAUGCAAGAGUGGAAAUGGUGUGUUAGUGGAAGAGGAAGCCUCUGGGCUGGUUUUUAAAGGCUGGUUGGAUUUUACUGUGUUGCUCAACCGCAGUGGUGGAUCUGCGCAUACCACAUCUGGACGUAGGUUACGGUCACAAUAAAUCUCACACAUGAAGUCUUGCUGGUGCUGGGUUCUGCUGACUGGCCUGCUGCUAGCUUAAUGCCCCCUUUUUGUGUUCAUUAAAUAGUCAGUGACGAGAUGGGACGCUGAACAAGUUGCCUAAAAGCUCUGUAUGUCCUGAGUUUAGUGUCUAUAGUUAACUGGAGGAUAUUUGCAAGUUCAGUUAAGAUGCCAAACAUACUAAUAUUAUAUAAUAUAGUAAUAUUGAUGAAUUAUGUUUAUAAACUGUAAAGAGUAACUUUAAGGGCUGUAAAGCAAGGUUUCAAUGCCCUCUCUGACUGAAAGUUUCAAGUGCUGCACCUGUAACCACACCCAACAGUGACGUCACAGCGUCCUGAUGCACCCUGGAGUACACUUCUAUGUCACAUCUGCAGCAAGGUGGGACGUAGGGCUGCAAUUAACGAUUAUUAUCUCAGUCAGUUUGUUUGGAGUCCGAGGUGACGUCUUCACGAGCCUUGUUUUAUCUGACCAACAGUCCAAAACUCAAAGAUAUUCAAUUUACUAUCAUAUGAAGACAAAGAAAACCAGAAACUAUUGACAUUUGAGAGGCUGGAACUAGAGACUGUUUUGCUUGCAAGUGGUUUAAGCGAUUAUAAUCGAUUAGCAACAGAUCAGCAAAGUUGCUUUUUAAGCUCAGUGGAAAGAAACCUUGCUAUUCCCUGACAGUAGCUGCCUGAUCCAUUGUGUUAAUAAGCAUGAUAAUAAUGGUAAAAACAACGUCUAUAGCUGAAGUAUCUGUGUAGCUUCCUGUGGCAUUUUAACUGCCAUCACACCAACAGAUACCGUGAGAGACUGAAUCGCAGCUGUGUUGGUUUUUAGAGCCUUCAGCAUCCAUAACCAGUUUGCUGGAGGCCUGGUGACCAAGAAAGCUCAAGUACACAGCCCACAUCAUGAUCAUACAUCGUUAAGUUUCAGGUGACCUUGCGCAUCUUAAAAUAAUCUUCCCCUGAGGAACAGAUGGACCAAAGUGACAGCAGGAAUCGCUGCAGCAGCCAGAACCCGCCUGAGGCAAGACUCUGUGUUUCCUUGUGUUUUGGCUGCAGUCUACAUCCAGUCAGACCCAGCUCAUCUUUUCACUCUAGUUUACUCAAAUCUCCGUGGUAACGCUCUGCAUCAGACAACAGCUACAUUAACCACAACAACAUUAUCCUUUUAUUUAUUUUUGUUCUUUUUUUAAAAUUAGAAAUGACUUUCUGAGCCGGGUUAUGUUGUCAAUCAUGUCAAUAUAGUUUUUUGGAAUCCAAAUAAAAACUGGGGGUUUAAAUGUU
Siniperca chuatsi (mandarin fish) is the source of this 10332-nucleotide messenger RNA. It is a transcript of the gene sbf1, whose product is annotated as SET binding factor 1. NCBI's taxonomy places the organism in Eukaryota, Metazoa, Chordata, Actinopteri, Centrarchiformes, Sinipercidae. The record is from RefSeq and is a predicted model, not a curated record. The coding region runs from base 152 to 5980 and encodes 1942 amino acids. The transcript is spliced from 43 exons.